GUCAUAAUAAGAUCGAAUUAUAAUUAUGCAAUAAGACACCUAAUUGAGGAUUGGAGAUUGGACUUUUGAUUGCUCUGUUGAAUUAGGAAAAGGAACUUAUGGAUUAGUUAUACCUUGUUAUAAAAAAGAUUAAAAACCUGAUGAAAGGUAUUGUGCAAAAAUAAUUCCUAAAAAUAACAUUUAUUUGAGAGAUGAUUAACUAUAAAAAUCAAUGUAGAAUGAGAGAAAUAUGUAUAACAUAUUGUCAGAUGUUUAAUGUGAAAAUGUAGUAAAACUUAUUAAAAAAGAAGAAAAUAAUGAAUUUAUGUUUUUGGUUAUGGAACUCUGUGACUCUGACCUAUAGAAAGAGUUUCAAUUUCUAAAGGAAAACAAAAAUUGGUAUACUCCUGAGUAAUAAAUAGAUAUGAUUCAAUAAAUUACAAAGGGAGCAUGCUUUUUAAAAGAAAAUAAUAUAAUUCAUAGAGACAUCAAGCCUUCUAACAUACUUGUUAAAUAUGAGAGGGAUGAAAAUAAUAGAUUAAGGAAAGUUUAUAAAGUAACAAAUACAAUAAAUAAUCUAGCUAGCAGAUUUCAGCCUUUCUAGAACUGUAGAUAAUAUGUAUUAAAAAGCAAAUCUUACCUUAGUUGGUUCCUUUAACUAUUAUGCCCCUGAAAUCUAUAAUCUUGCACAAUUUUCAUCAAAGUGUGAUAUUUACUCUUAUGGUUUACUCUUCCAUCAAAUAUUAUUUAAUGGAGCACUACCAUUUAAUGAAAAAGAAGGUUAAAUGAAGCAUUUUGAAGAAAUCAAAAAGAAAAAUUUUGAAUGCAAAAAACUUGAUAGGAAAUAUGGAAGUCUAAUGACCAGGCUUGUUGAGAGAAUGAUUGUAUAUUCUGAAGAGGAAAGGAUUAAUUUUGAAGAAUUAUAGCAACUUGAAAUUAUGAAAUUGAAAGUGGAAAUAUCACAAACUUCUAUCUACGCGCCAAAUUUUAAUAGAAGAAGUAAAAUUGAAAAUGAAGCAUUGAAUAGUUAAAUCUAACAAUAAGAGAAGGAGCAAAUCUAUAAAAUAUUAGAUAUUUACUAUCGUAAAUCUCUAUUAUGUCAAGAUGUUGUAGACCAUUUGAAAUAAAAAUUUUAAUCUCCAGAUCAAUAUCUGCUAACAAUUUAAGUAUUAAUUCGCUAUAUUGGAUUUUAUUAAAUAAAAUAUGCACUUUCUCUAAUUAUUUUCACUCAUGCUGGUUUGGAAAAUGAGAUUUACAAAUAAUUUACUACAUUAAUACGUUUUUAAAACAUGGUAAAGGAGUAUUUAAAAGAAGAGCAGGUAGAGAAAUAUUUGCAAAUGAAUUAAACAAUUAGAAAAACAUUUCAUUCAUUAGGACCUCAACUUAGAACAGAAGUCAAUUAACUUAUAUAAAUGAACUCAAACUUGAAAGAAUCUCAAAAAAUAAAAUAAGAAUACUAAAUUUUAAAUGCAAAACUCAAUGUAAUACUAUAAUCAGAUGACAAAAAUAUCGAUUGUAGUAUCUUUUUUGAUGAACUAAAUGAUUUGAUGAACAUCUAAGCAGUGCCUUACAGAAACAAAUUUGAUUAAAAUGGUAUAUUAUAUGCACUAUAUUCUUUAGACUAUGAUAAAAUUAAUCGAAUAGCAAGUCUCUAAAAAAUGUUUCAGAUCGAGAACUUUAAAAUUAUUGAUGUGAAUUUAAUCUACAAUCCAAAUCAAUUUUGA
This is a messenger RNA of Paramecium octaurelia, 1703 nucleotides long. Lineage: Eukaryota; Ciliophora; Oligohymenophorea; Peniculida; Parameciidae. The record is from the annotation of a GenBank genome assembly.